Molecule: messenger RNA, 4714 nt
Organism: Mercurialis annua (annual mercury)
Lineage: Eukaryota; Viridiplantae; Streptophyta; Magnoliopsida; Malpighiales; Euphorbiaceae
Product: endoribonuclease Dicer homolog 2
Exons: 22
Coding region: 353-4576 (1407 amino acids)
Biological process (GO): siRNA processing
Cellular component (GO): nucleus; cytoplasm
Molecular function (GO): protein binding; DNA binding; RNA binding
Source: RefSeq, a predicted model, not a curated record
AUCACACUCCAAACUGUCUCUUUCUUCAAUCUUUUCUUAAAUUAUUCAACUUUUCUCAAAAGGGCUCAACACUCCACUUCCUUGAUAAGUUUACCAUCUUCUCAAAUAAGUUAUUUGCCCUUCUGUUUCCUAUAUUACAGUCACUCACACUCUCAUACACAACACAUUGCCUCUGUUUUCUCACUCUUAAACUCACUGUUCAUUCGAUUCAAAGUGUUUGAAUCCCUUUGCCUUGGUGGGUUCAGUUUCUUUUUGGGUGUUUAAUAGCUGAUCAGUCUGUAUUCUGCUGUUAAAUUAGUGUUCUGUUCAUUUUUUAGAGGUGGGGUUUGCCUGAACUGAAGUAUUAGUUACCAUGGAGCCUGUUUGCAUGGAUAUUGAUUCCACCCAGCAACUUGAUUCUGAUCCUCUCCCUUUUGCAAGAAGUUAUCAACUGGAGGCAUUAGAGAAGGCAAUUCAGCAGAACACCAUAGUGUUCUUGGAGACUGGUUCUGGCAAGACUCUCAUUGCAAUCAUGCUUCUUCGGAGUUAUGCGCAUUUUCUUCGCAAGCCUUCUCCGUUUAUUGCUGUCUUUUUAGUUCCUCAAGUUGUUUUAGUCAAGCAACAAGCUGAGGCUCUGCAGACUCACACGGACUUGAAUGUGGGAAUGUACUGGGGAGAGAUGGGCAUUGACUUCUGGGGUGCUGAGACUUGGAACCAACAGAUCGAACAGCACGAGGUGUUUGUAAUGACACCUCAGAUUUUGCUAGAUGGCUUGAGGCAUAGCUUUUUCAAGCUAGAACUUAUAAAGGUUUUGAUAUUUGAUGAAUGUCAUCAUGCAAGGGGUAAACACCCCUAUGCUUGUAUUUUGACAGAGUUCUACCACCGGCAAUUAAGCAAUGGAAAUAGUGCUCUUCCAAAAAUAUUUGGAAUGACUGCUUCUCCUAUUAAGACUAAAGGUGCUAAAUUAGAAUUAGCUUGCUGGAAAGAUGUUCGUGAGCUUGAGAAUAUGAUGUAUUCAAAGGUGUAUACAUGUGCUAGUGAAUCCGUACUGGCCGAGUUCAUACCAUUUUCAAAUGUAAAAUUUAGAUUUUACAAGCAUAUGGACAUACCAUAUGCUAUUUAUGCAACUUUGGCUGAAAAUUUGAAGAUGUUGAAAUCGAAGUAUGAAACCCACUUGAAGCAAUUGGAUCUCACUGAUUCUGUGAUGGAUUCUACAAGCAAAAGAAUAUUGAAAAUGCAUUCUAACUUUAUGUAUUGUUUGGACGAACUCGGUGUAUGGUUGGCGCAUAAGGCUGCGCAGGUCUUAUCAUGCCAUGAAAGUAACUUUUUUUCAUGGAAUAAAUUGGACAUCUCUGGUGAGACUAUUGUCAAGGAUUUCAGUUUGGAAGCCUCACGAGCAUUUGAUAAUUGCAUCAGAAGUGCCGUGGAACAUCUAGGUCCAAAUUGGUUUAUUGGUGAUAAUGCUAAAGCUGCUAUCGAUGCGGGGCUUUUGACUACCAAAACAUUCUGCCUAAUCGAGUCACUUCUAGAAUAUAGAGAUCUAAUGGAUAUAAGAUGUAUAAUAUUUGUGGAUAGAGUCAUUGCUGCCGUUGUCCUUCAGUCUCUUCUUUGUGAGUUGCUUCCGAGAUAUAAUAAUAGCUGGAAGACUAAAUACAUAGCAGGAAAUAACUCGGGUUUGCAAUGCCAGUCAAGGAAAAUACAGAAUGAAAUAGUUAAUGAAUUUCGUGAAGGCAAGGUUAACAUAAUUGUUGCGACAUCCAUUCUUGAAGAAGGGUUAGAUGUGCAAAGCUGCAACUUGGUAGUUAGAUUUGAUCCUUCGACUACUGUUAGCAGUUUUAUACAGUCUCGAGGUCGUGCUAGGAUGAAAAAUUCAGACUAUUUAUUAAUGGUGAAGAGUGGGGAUGUUUCCACUUGUUCCCGACUUGAGAACUAUCUGGCUAGUGGAGAACUAAUGAGAAAGGAGUCCAUACGUCAUGGUUCUGUUCCUUGUUCACCUAUUGAGACUGAGCUCCAGGAAGAUGAAUUUUAUUGUGUAGAAAGCACUAAUGCAUUGGCGACGCUCUCUUCAAGUAUUAGUUUAAUACACUUCUAUUGCUCACGUCUCCCUUCUGAUGGGUACUUUAAACCUGCUCCAAGAUGUCUUGUAGACAAGGAGUUGGAGAAAUGCACCUUGCUUCUCCCGAAGAGCUGCCCUAUACAAACCAUCUGCGUAGAGGGAAAUGUCAAAACUAUAAAGCAGAAGGCGUGCCUUGAAGCAUGCAAGCAGCUCCACAAUAUUGGUGCUUUGACCGAUAAUCUUGUACCUGAUAUUGUGGAAGAAACCAUUGCUCAAGAAUCUGGCGCAGGGCAUACACCCUAUUGUGAUGAACAACCUAUAUAUUUUCCACCUGAGCUGGUUGGUCAAGCGUUGGAGAAGUCAGAGGCAAAGUACUAUUGUUACUUGAUUGAAUUAAACCAGAAUUUUGUUUAUGAGGUUCGUGUUCACAAUAUCGUGCUUGUGCUGAGGAAUGAGCUAGAAUCAGAUAUUCUAAGUAUGGAUAUUGACUUGGAAGUUGAUAGAGGAUCAUUGGCAGCUAAAAUGAAGUAUAUUGGACAGAUUUGUCUUCCUCCUGAUGCUGUUGUUAUAUGUAGGAAGUUUUUUAUUGCUCUUCUUAAGGUUCUAAUGGGCCAAAAUAUAGACAAAUUGGAAGAGAUUUUGAGGGGAUUAAAGCUUGGAAAUAACCCUGAAAUCGAUUAUUUUCUGCUUCCAUUAGUGGGCUCAUGCCAAAGACCUUCCAUUGACUGGGAGUCGAUUAUGUCUGUACUCUUCUCAUAUGAAAAUUCUCGGGAGGAUCAUAAGAGCUGUCCACUAAAGGAAAAUGCACGUGUUAUUCAGACCAAAAAUGGUGUGGUAUGCACAUGCAUGAUUCAGAAUUCUUUAGUCUAUACGCCACAUAAUGGAAAAGUUUAUUGCAUCAAUGGCACAUUAGAUCAUUUGAAUGGACACUCACUUUUGGAGCUCAGGAAUGGAGAGCGUAAAACUUACGUGGAAUACUAUAAAACUCAGUAUGGUAUUAAACUGCAUUUUGAUCAAGAAAUACUUCUAAGGGGGCGACAUAUUUUUCCUUUGCAGAAUUACCAACAAAGAUUCAGACAUAAGAAUGCAAAAGUAUCACAAAAUGCAUAUGUGCAGUUGCCUCCUGAACUUUGCCACAUUUUUAUGUCGCCGAUAUCCAUGAGUACCUUGUAUUCAUUUACGUUUGUGCCAUCAAUCAUGCAUCAGCUUGAGUCCUUCCUUAUUGCAAUCAAUUUGAAGAAGAUGCAUUUAGAUCAUUCUGUGCAAAAUGUUGUUAUUCCAACUAGCAAGGUUUUGGAAGCAAUAACCACCAAAAAGUGCCAAGAGAAGUUUCAUUUGGAAUCACUAGAGACCCUUGGAGAUUCGUUUCUUAAAUAUGCGGUUGGUCAACAAUUAUUCAAAACCCACCAAAGUAAUCAUGAGGGCCUUCUUAGUCUUAAGAAGGAUAAGCUCAUUAGUAAUGCUACACUCUGCAGACUAGGAUGUGACUCUAAAAUUCCGGGUUUCAUCCGCAAUGAGUCUUUUGACCCAAAGAAUUGGCCGAUUCCUGGUGAAAAUUCAGGAAGCUACUCUUUGAAUGAGGAGUUUCUUUCGAACACACAAAAAAUAUACACAACAGGAUUAAGAAAGUUAAAACUAAAGCUGGUUGCCGAUGUUGUUGAGGCAUUAAUCGGUGCUUUCCUUAGCACCGGAGGAGAAAUAGCAGCACUAUUUUUUUUGGACUGGAUUGGUAUUAAGGCAUGUUUCACUCUUAUACCUUACGAAAGAGGAUUUGAAAUGAAACCAGACAAAUAUGUUAAUAUUGGUCAUUUAGAGUCGCUCUUGAAAUAUUCUUUUAAAGAUCCUUGUUUGCUCGUGGAAGCACUAACACAUGGAUCUUACAUGCUUCCAGAAAUUCCAAGAUGUUAUCAGCGAUUGGAAUUUCUUGGAGACGCUGUGUUAGACUACCUGAUAACAGUGCAUUUGUAUGAAAAGUAUCCGGGGAUGUCGCCAGGACUUUUAACUGACAUGAGAUCUGCUUCUGUGAACAAUGACUGCUAUGGAAGUUCUGCUGUCAGGGAAGGACUUUAUAAAUAUAUCCUCCAUGCCUCACAAAAACUUCACAAGGACAUAGUCUCCACUGUUACUAAUUAUACAAAAUGUUCUUCGGAAUCAACUUUCGGAUGGGAAUCUGAGAUAUCAUUUCCCAAGGUACUCGGAGAUGUAAUAGAAUCUCUGGCCGGAGCAAUAUUUGUUGAUUCCGGAUACAACAAAGAGGCUGUGUUCAACAGUAUAAGGCCACUUUUGGAGCCAUUGAUCACUCCAGAAACCAUUAAGCUGCACCCCGUAAGAGAACUCACUGAAUUAUGUCAAAAGGAACAUUUCGACAAGAAGAAAUCAGUCGCUUCCCGCUGUAACGGCGUGUCAUCCGUCACGGUAGAAGUGGAAGCAAAUGGCAUUGUCUAUGCGCACACAUGUACAUCUGCAGAUAAGAAGGUAGCGAAAAGAUUAGCCUGUAAAGAGGUUUUGAGGGUCUUGAAGGAUAACAUUCUUAAGAAAUAAGAUGCAAAAUAUAAUGUAUCUGUGGUAAUCUUCUUUUUGUGGCUUGAGAUUCAUUCAAAUGUAAAAAUCUGAGGUUCAUUAUUAUUGUGACAUAAGUUAUUAUAAAUGCAAAUGUGAAUAUGCUGUUCUCCUUCUUAA